Chondrus crispus (carragheen) is the source of this 501-nucleotide messenger RNA. RefSeq lists its product as hypothetical. The coding region runs from base 1 to 501 and encodes 166 amino acids. Lineage: Eukaryota; Rhodophyta; Florideophyceae; Gigartinales; Gigartinaceae. The record is from RefSeq and is a predicted model, not a curated record. The transcript has a single exon.
AUGACUGCGCCCCCCUUCCCCCUCCACAGAGGCGAGGCGCGGCGAGACGGCGAGCCUCCGGCAGGGCCGAAAGCGCGUUCCUCUCCGGAUCGCGUGCUCGGCGUUGGCGGCGGCGUUAGCGACGGCGCUAGGCGGCGCAGCGUGCAACAGUUUGCAAAUGAGAGCGGCAUAGUUCACGUCUCUCCCUCGGGCCCGCGUGCGGGAAGUAACGAGGGAGGAGACUCUUUAUUCAAGAUCGCGAGAUCAACGCGCAAGCGAGCGUGCACUAAAACCGUGGGGAAGCCUGCUCAGUGGCGACCGCGCGACCUUGUCGUACGUACAUUCGUAGCGAGGCGUUGGGCGCGACGCGUGCGGGAGGCGGGGGCGGGGGUUGCUCGGAAACGGUCGGAAAGUGUUGGGCGAGCGGGUGAGGAAGGGUGGACGCCGGAGGGGCAGACUUCGCCACGGAUGAGCGGUGUGCAGGUGUACAGCACAGGGGCGACGGCGUGGGCCGCGGCGUGA